AUGCGGCUGAACAAGGCGUUUCCGACACCAAGAUUAGGCACUUGGGUAGAUGGAAAACUGACGCUUUCAAAAAGUAUAUUAGAAUAACAUCUCUAGAAUCUGUUUCUUAAUUGAAUGUGUCAGAGGUUGUGAUGUUGUUGCUUGCAGGGGCGGCACAACUUUGGAACCGCACUAUUGAUUUGAUCUGAACAGAUUUUGCAGGAUGCAAUUUUUGUAAUAUUUAAUAUUAUGUAAUACCUUUACCCAGAAUGAAAUUUGUGCUUGGGUGGGGCGUGCCCUUGCUUUGCAAGGUCUUUGGCGGUUGAUUGCCCUCACCUUUGCUGGCAAUACAUGUUUAAUGAAAGUUUGAGUUUGUAUUUGUAUUGAAUUUUCAGACUUUAACAAACCGGCUAUGUUCAAAAUUUCACACAGCCAUUUUUCUCCAUCAUGUUGUUUGUAUUGCCUUUUCGAACAGAGCACAGCAUAUAUUUCAUUCUGAUUAAGGUUUGCCAUUUUGUGGGUAGAUUGAAGCAUAAAUGUAUUAUUUGUCUUCAAAUAAAAUUUUAUGCAACGAUUUGGCUUUUAUGGUAGUUUAUGAAUACAGUAAUGUGGAAAAAGGAAAGAUUUUUUGUGUGUCAACGAGAUCAAGAACGCGACAUCCAUUAUACGACGAUCAAUAAAUACGACAUUACCUAAAGACGCAAUCUUGAAUUCAAAAUUCAAAUCAGUACCCUCGAUUCCAUGUUCCUAGCCUCUUUCCACAUUACAGUACUCAUAAACUAAGUAAGGCUAAAUUGUCGCAUAAAAUUUUUUUGGAAGACAAAUAAUGCAUUUAAAGAAUUCUUAUAAAAUAAAUGGUAUCUACAUACGGGCAAGUGUCGCGGCCGCCCCCUUCUGAAUUUUCGCCCCUGUUAAUUAAGACAGUGAGACUAAAUUGAAUGAAAAAUGAAAAUGAAAAUGAAAAUCAUAAUAAUAAUAAUAAUAAUAAUAAUAAUAAUAAUAAUAAUAAUAAUAAUAAUAAUAAUAAUAAUAAUAAUAAUAAUGAUAACUAAAUAUAUGUAUUUCCAUUGAAAGUUGAGACCCAAACAAUCCUUUAAAGUUAGGCUAACUAUAUUUAUUUUGUCUUUUUUCAAGCUCUCUCCUCUCACCAGUCACCCCUCUUCAAACAGGUUUUGAAUUAAUCUGGGCCAGAGGCUAAGCCCGCUUUUCGCCUUUUUAAAGUAAGUUUUGUUUGAUGUGUGUUUGUUAUCAGAGUCAGUUGAUCUGGAAGAGAUCUAAAGCAGUGAAGAUAAGUUGAAGAAAACAGCAAACAUAAAAAAAAACCCGGCUUACUUCCCGGCCAGAUAAUAUAUCAGCGUAGCGGCAUAUCUAGUGUCUAUUCUCUUCGACACAGGCAAAUUGAAACGACAGACUAUACAGUCUUUUCUUCCCAACCAAAAGUUGGAGGUGACAUUCGAUCGAGCCACAUAACUGCCCACUCUGUUUAUCUUCUCUUUGACGAUCCAAAGAUGUCACAACUGAUAUUUAUAUUUUUAAUAUUUUAAAUUCUUAUUUUUCAUUUAUUUGUCUUGUUUUUUAUCUAUCUUAUAUAUUUAUCUUAUACAUUUAUUUAUUUAUUAUUUAUUUAUUAUUAUUAUUUUCCGCCAUCCGCCAUCCGCCGUCCGUUUCCUCACUUUACAGACUCCCUACAUGAAGUGGUUGUGUGAAUAGAUAAAAUAAGUAAAACUCUUAAAUUCCUUUAUCCAUUUUUUUAAUCUCCGUUUUCCCGUCCCUCUGUUAGGUCGUUCGUCAUUCCCAGCCCCCCUUUAAACAACAACCAACUGUAGAAAAAAGUAGUCGAUUUCGAACCUGAUGUCCUGUUUAUAAAAAAAAAUCCUCUAAGAGCCUCUUAAUUUAAAAUAUUACCAACUGCCACUAACAAUUCGUUACCAAAGCCUCCUUUCACAUGAAAACAGGUACGUUGCUUAGAAACUAUUCGGUUAAAAAAAGAACGUGUUUUUGGCAGAAACCAGUUAUACUGGAACUUUCAUCUAACCACCUCCUUUCACUUUCAUGACACGUAUGGCAUCAAGAGAUGAAUUUUUAAAAUUCAUUUCUUAUCCCUUUAGUACUAAGUCACGAAGUUUUUUUAUUACAAAAAGCUCUCACGACAUCCGUAAAGAAGAAAGCCUUAGUUAUUAAAAACCUCAGGUAACUCCAAUGCGUUAUAUUUCUUAUAAAUGGCCCUCUUGCAUUGUAAUAUGGGUACAGUGCAUGAAGUGAUUUGAUUAUAAGGUAUCAUUAGAGACCGUAAGGUUAAAAAGGGUUUCUGUACCUGCAGACGGCGGCGGGAAGGAGGAGCCUCAUGGGCUGUUGAUUCACAGCCCAUUCGGGCUCAAGGAAUAAUUGUUAAGUACAAGGUUGUCUAAACUACGCGUACAUAAGAAAAAAAAAAGAAAAAAAAUAGAAUGGAGAAGGGCACAUUAUUGUAAAACUAAUUACGGCCCUUCAACAAGAUUGACUUUAUUCUAUUAUAGCUUUGUUAUUCAUUAAAACAUCAAGUAUAAUUGGUUUCUGCCAAAAACACAUUCUUUUUUAGGGGUUACGAAUGGUCCUCUAAAAUUUUUAACUGCUCGCUAAAUUUUAACUUUGUUCGAUUUGCUCGCAAAAUUUAAACGAGUGCUCGUUUGCUCGUGCUCCCCAAAUUUUUGCAAUUGCUUGCAUGCUCGCUUUCUUGUCAGUAUUGCUCGAGAUUUUGUGGAUCCUUCUUUGGAUCAAAGUAAAUGUAAUUCUGUAUGGUGCUUAAUUAAUUCCUAUAAAUAUGGCUAUCAAGUGCAGUGGAAAUGCACGCAAUAAAUGACAACGGUAAAUAAUAAAUAAGCUAAUCUAGCUAUAUAUGGUUAAAAAGAGAAGGUAUUGUUACCUUGAGUUCUUCUGAGUUUCUAUACCGCUCUACUCACUGGGCUUUAAUUAGGCCGUGUUUUCAAUAAAAACGGUUUGGAAGCCUUAAGAUUCUUCCAAAAGAGGUUGUCCUGACACGAGGAUCUUGUUCCUCUUCAAAUUCUUCUUCAUCCACGUCAGUCAUGUCCCCUUCCUCAACGCCCCUUCAGGUCUGUGAACUACACUUCCCAAACGGUUCCAAUCACAAGAUGUUUCUCUACCUAAGCGGUGAACUCGUAAUUGAAUAUUAGACAAUCUUCGGGAUCGCUUGCGUACCGGUGUGUUUUUACUUUAGGCGAAGAUCUCUUAAGGUUUUGUGCAAGCUUUCCUAAAAUAAAGGGUCCAGUGAUCUCUUUGAACUUAGCGAUGAGUAUCACAUCGUUUUUUUAAAAUAUUUUCUGUUUUAUUUUAAAGAAAAGGAUUUCCAUAUAGAUUGCUGCAAGUGGAAAAUAUAAGACGUGCUCGCUGCUCGCGAGUUGUACUCUCUGAACUGCUCGCUGCUCGCAAAGCAAAUGUUUUAUCUCUGCUCGUGCUCGCAAGAAAAAUCGCAGUGCUCGCAUGCGCGCGAAUGCUCGCAAAGACCAUUCGUCACCCCUUUUUUUUGAUAUAUGUCCAUGAUCGAUCUUGUUAGCAAUCGCAAAAGUAACAAGGACUUUUGUUGCUAGCUAAAAACACCCGUGACAAAUAUCGCAAAAAUAACAAAUGUAACAAAAUUCCAGACUUAGAUAAAGAAGAAGCCAAGAAGGGCCCCGAAAUGUCCACAAAUAUCGCAAAAAUCGCAAAAGUAACAAGGAUUUUUCUUAAUUUGCCCUCUUCUGUGAGCGACACUCCUUGCUAUGUAUUGUAGCUGUAUGUUGAUAGAAGAACGAAGCAUACAAAGAUUGAUAUUACAGUAUUUUGCUACUGUCAGUAAUUAUAAAUAGUGUCACGUUUGUAACUGAUGAUUUCAUUUCCGCGAAAAUGGAACGCAUUACAAAGUUACUGGACAAGAACGUAUCCCAGUUAAGAUAACCAUUAGUAUUAGGGAAAAACGUUAACAGUGAUGCACGGGUGUUCUGGGCCCCUUUCUUGCCCUUCAACAAUUCUUGCCUAUUCUUGUUACUCUAGCGCAAUUUGUGGCAUUUUGCCAUAUUUGUUACUAAAUCUUCUCACAUAGCAGUAAAAUUCUUGUUACUUUUGGCAAUCCCUGUUUAAAAAACUAUGGGUAUUGCACCGCAACAUUCAUGUAUAAUGCGCGGACCUUAUGACCCGUUAUCUUUCCCCCCAACUGGGUUCUUGGCCAUGAAAAGUGCUUUUCACAUAGCAAGAAAAAUUCUUCUUACUUUUGUGAUUUUUGCGCCAUUUGCUAUUUCUUCUAUACUUUUCUGAUAGCAGUUUUUCUUUAAAUCUUUUUUGCUAAAAUUGCGAAAACAAUUUGCUAGCAAAUUUUUGCUAACAAGAUCGAUCCUGGACAUAAUUGUUUUUUUUAACCGAAUAGUUUCUGAGCAACGUACCUGUUUUCACUUGAAAGGCGGUUUUGGUAACGAAUUGUUAGUGGCAAUUUAAAUGGUAAUAUUUUAUAUUAAAUCCAUCUUUCUGCAUGACAUACUUGUGAAGGGAGGUGGUUAGAUGAAAGUUCCAGUAUAAUUGGUUUCUGCCAAGAACACGUUCUUUUUUAAACCGAAUAGUUUCUGAGCAACGUACUUGUUUUCACGUGAAAGGAGGUUUUGGUAACGAAUUGUUAGUGGCAAUUUAAAUGGUAAUACUUUAAAUUCAUCUUUCUGACAUACAGUACUUCGAAGUACUUGUUUUGCUCCUUUUUACUAAGGGGAAAUGUCCUGUCUACUACAAGUUCAUUUUUUAGGUUGCGCAAGCAAAUAGACAACUUAUGUUAUCAAAGAUGUUGGUAAUCAAAUAAUCAAAACCGAAUUAAAUUAUUUUUCCCAUUAUGAGAAUGAAAGAUUAGAUAGUUGAACGAAAAUUGGUUUUUGCAACACUUUUGAUUCUUCUUUUUAAAUUUACUUUGUUUUUGAAGUCCAGAGUGUUUCUGAUCAAAAUUCUUUUACAAAUGUCAUUAGAUUUGUUAGUACUGAAAUAAUGAUAACGGAAUUCAAUUUCAUCUUUUUAAUGCUUCUCCCAUUAAAAUAGUAAAGUAGUGCAUUAAAUUAGAUUCUGUUCUUUUUUCAUUAACAAUAUUCUUGAAGUCUGAGGGUUUCUUAGCAAAAUUGUUUUGUACAUGCUACUAGAUUUGUUAGUAAUGAAUUAACCAUAAAGGAAUUCACAUAAAUGUAGGUGAGAAAACAGGAAGUGCUUGUCAUAAGCUUGUGUCUCCUCCUUGCUCUAGCUCAUCCACAUUGGGUAAGUGAAACGGUUUACUAUCCGGUUAAGGUGUAUACGUUGUUUUAGUUAAAUUCUCAACUCUAAAACUAAAUGGCCCAGCUUGUUUUUACUUAACAUAAUGUUACAGUUUUUUUCUGAGGUAGGAAAAAAGGAAAUAGAAAUUUGGGGUCCGUGUUGUUUUCGUCCAUUUGAUUUUCAUUCAAUAUUGAAAAUUGAAAAUCAAAACUUCGCGAUCGUGAUUUUCAAUGUUUGAUCCUCAAAAAGUGAAAAUCAAAAACUUAAAAUCUCAAUUUUCAAUGUUUGUUACUAAGAAAGGUAAAAUUGAACAUCAUACUUCAAUAUUUUGAAAAUCAAAAACUAAAAAUUGAAAAUGGCCAGUUAGUGGUUUUAACUUUUUGUUUUCAAUUUCCUCCUCCCAAGAUUCAAGCUAUUAAAAAUUCAAACUUAACAAAGCAAUUCAUGUGUAGCAAAUUCUGCAAGAGACAGUGUUACUGCUGGUGAAAUCCAAAAUAAAAAUCGUUUUUUGAUUUUCGUAUUUAUGAACAACAAAAUUGCCAACCGACCAAAAAUACCUGUUAUGGAAGGGGAGGGUAAAACCGGAAGUGCGCGACUGCAAAGAAGGCGGCGGUCGUCUUGAAGAGAACGAGGGUUCCGUGUCUUCGUCGCGCUUUCUUUAGAGGAAAUGUUAACUCAACGCAAUCUAAGACCUGCCUGUAUCAUGGCCGAGACGUUUUCAAAGAAAUGAGCUGAAUGUUUUUUCACUGGUAGUACGCUUUUGUUGUAACCUUGCAGCUUUACGCUACGCAGGGUAGAGCGUUUUAGAUGAGGGACUGCGGACUGCGAACUGCGGACAACGGACUGCAGACUGGGUGUACAUAAAACACGGACCAGAUAUAUAAUGCGAACUACGUGCCAUGUUUUGGUCUAAUAAUAUUGUCACUCGACCGUAACCGUGUAUAAAACUCCUUUAAUGUUGUUGUUAAAGUGAAGACUAUGUUGGCUCUAACAAGAAAAUCUUUUAGAGAUCUUUUCCUUGGAAUCAGCAACAUUGGCGCGAGUGUUUUUUGCCUGUAAUAAGGUGCUAGUGUCUUCUUAGAAUCUUUUUGAGAAUCGGAGUUGCAAGAUUGAAAGUCGUUACAAACGGCAAAAUACGCUUUUUUGAUGUUUUGGGUUUGCUAGCAGAGGUCUCUCACGACGACGUGAGAGACCUCUGCUAGCAGGGAAGAUUCGAAGCGGACUUCGGUUAGGAUUGUUUCCACAAGAUCCCGGAGGUAGCCUCGUUCUGUAAGGCGAGUUACGAAUUCUUUCUUCUUUAACUCCAAUUAUUCCAUAACCGAGUUUGUUCUAAAUAAGCGCAAGGCUUCUGUUACCGCCAAAUAUUUUCUGGUUUUUCGUAUUUCCCAGGUAUUUCCUAUCGAACCCUUUGUAGUUUCGUUUGCGUUAUUAUCUUAUAGUAUUUGUGGUUUUUGCCGCGGAUAUACCUGCGUACGUACGAUUUACAAACAAAGAAAUCUAUUAUCCUUUGUAUUAGUUAGCAUUGUCGAACGUGCUCAAGAAACUUUUUCAGUUCUAGUCAACGUGUCAUCGUGUUAAGAUCCUGAAAGUAAGGCUCAACAUCAACGCUGUGAAAUCCCUAAAGCGGACACAGAAGUAAGUCUUUUCUCUUUCUGCAUGAGAUGUUACGUUUUAUAAAGCCUUUUUGCAUCGUAUUAAUGAAAUCCAAAGUUUGUUUUCGUAGUUUUAAGGUAGUUUCUAGUUAAUCUAACUAUAGUUUUCGCUGUAUUUAUUUCUUAGUUUUCGAAAGCGCUUUGUACAUCGUUUUCUUCGUCUAUAUCUCCUAAUCAUCGCUUCGCUUCACAUCGCCUCUUUUCAACAUUGUUAACGUCUCAUCGCUUCGCUUCAAUAAACUUUGUUUACAUCCUUAUCGUCGUGAGCAUCAUUAUUGUAGCGAAACUUCUUAAAGCGCGUCAAGAAUUUUCUGUCUAAACGUGGGAUUAUUAAAACGAUCAUCCUGUGAGUAACGUUUCGAGCUCACAGCUUCUCCAUAUGGAAAGCCCUUCUUAACGCUGAGAGGGUAAAAUGAGGAGAAAUGCGUAUUUUGAAACGUGUCUGUCGGCUUAAGAGGUCUCAAAAUGUGUUUGAAUGAAUCUCGGUCCUUUAAAAACUUCAGUGUCAAGGAAAACAAUCUGUUUUGAUGACAGCUCGAGUGUAAAAUUUAUUGUUGUGCGGAAAGCUGAAUUCGUGAAAUCAUUAAAGUUGUUGAUUUCGGUUUCAGGAAGAGUCCACACUGGGAAUAUGCCUAAAUCUCUUCCAGAGAAAUGGUUUGUAAGGGCUCGCAUGUAGUAGUUGUUUAUCAAAGUGAGCCACGAAAAUGACCGAGAAAGCAUGAAUUUGAAUUAGUUUUCUCUUAAGAUAAGUCACAUUAAGUCCUCCAAAUAUAUAUGAAGUAGGUAAAUUUGACUCAUAAUGCUCUUCGUAAUGGCGACAAACGAUUUCGAUUUCCUCAUCUUGGAGAGUGUUAGUGCAGAGAGAACACAUGUCCAACGUAGCUCACCUGGAAGUGGCGUGUUUUCAAUGAAAGUGUUACACUUUCAUUGAAAACUGACCUAUUUCCCUUGGGAAAUUUUUUGGAAUUUUGACUCCCUAAAGUCCCUUUUCCUGGGUUUCUGAGUAAUUCAGACUAGAUAUUCACUGACUGUCCAAGCCAUUUUCCAGAUCUAUCUUAAAAAGUUUUUUUUUAAAAUCAAAAAUAUAUUUAUUAUACGAAGAAUCUGACCGAUUUCCGUAAAACGGUCGAAACCGGUGUAGAUCCGCGCCUGGUGUAUAAAGUGUGUAGUGUCGUUGAUGUAAAACUCUUGUUUUUGCGCGAUUGGUCUUUUAAAAGCGAGUGCUAGUGCGAUCUGUGGCGGCCACCGCUACCAGAGACGAUUGGUCUGAUCUGCCGACAGGAAGAGUUUUAUGUAUUUUGGUCAUCGUGAAAAACUAUGGUAUUCUUGGUGGCUUUGGCUAAACUGAGCCACUUCUAAUUCAUUUGUCAUUUCAUUAUAAUUGUUAUGACUUUUGUGGCUGUUUCGGAUACAAUCGGUUCAUCUUAGAUUCUAAAACCGGUCUUGCUAUUUAAACAGGUCUUGUCAAGACGCUAUGAGGGUAGGCUUGAAUUUUCUUAUGAGAAAUGCCUCGUAUAGGCGUAGAUUUGGGGGUCGUUUUCACUCUUAAUAAUCUUGACUUCGAUGCCUUUAUAGUCAUUGUUCUGGGAGGCGAUAGAAUAGAUAUUCCCGCGCGGAAUGUAGCGUAUUUGUUUAAGCAGUUUAAGUUUGAGGCCUCAUUUGAACAUUUUAAUUUUUUAAUUACUGCAUCAUGCUGCUGAAGGACAACCUGAACAGAUUAUCAUUUUAGAGUGUUUUGAGGUAAUGUAUUGGUUGUUCUUUUCCCUCUGUAAAAAUCCUUGCCUCUUUUGGUUUGCAUGUGACGUAAUCAAAAUUUUAAACUAAGAAUCAUGAUCAAUCCUUGGGGGCCUGUUAAGGCCCAGUUCAGACGUCGUGCUUCUGCCGUGCCGAACUAAAUUCACGAAUUAAGUUCGACAAAAGCACGGCGUCUGAAUCAAACUUUUGAAUUAAGUUCGGCAAGUAAUUAAGUUCGACAAGCGCUGCCGUGCUACACGGCUCUGGCACGGCAGCGAUUCAAACGUCGUGCUUCUGCCGCGCUAAACAAAAUUCAUAAAUUAUAUCGAUGUAUUUUGGCGAGAUUGCGUUCCCACGGGGAGUUGGGACAAGAAUUGUUACGAGGCAUCAGUAAAUCCUGAAUUUGGUUCGACUCUGGCACGACGUCUGAAUCAAAGUUGUUUUGCUGCUGUGCUAUAGUCGAACCAAAUUACAAUUAAGUUCGGCACGGCAGAAGCACGACGUCUGAACUGGGCCUAAGUAUCAUAAGAGCAUAUGAUCACUUAACUUUUUUGAAGUUUUCAUUCUGAUGGCACAGUUUGUUUUGUGAAUAGAGCACUUUUGAAUGUUAAAACCUUUGGGUCACACUAGACUAAAAUGGCGGCCAAGAAGCUAAACUCUUGAAUACAUGUAUUAAUUCUUGCUUUCAUAGCAAAGCCCAUUAUGACACGUUGGUCCCCCUCGGAUUGACCCCAACAUGGUCUCUUCCGUAAAAAGCUCUAUAAAUUUGGGUAAAAAGUUUCUCCGGCAAAUAUGCUUCAAAUAUCUAUCUCGCGUAUGAAAGAGCCGCACAGACCUGAAUCUAUGCCAGACGCAUGCAUAUGUGAUCUUCUUUUUAUCUCUCAGAUUCCUAAAUAUCUGUGCUGUAUGGUUUUGGUUUUUGUUUUUAAAGGCGUUUUGUAAAAAUCGGAAACUGAAAAAAGCCUGGUGAAGCUAUUUUUAAAUAUAACAAAAAGACUUAAACGCCAGAGCCUGAAGGUUAAUAGGGAAAAUAAUCAAGGUGCAUGCACUUGAGAUACAAACCGUUGUCGCAAAUUGUUUCUUGAAACUGCCGCUAUAACGAUCACGUCACACGAUGCAAAAUUGCCAACUACAGAAUCAUCUUUAAUAAUUAACAAAGAACUGCGAGCGUGGCAUUUCAAACUUAUCAAUGCUAUUAUGCAGAGGGGUGCUAAGAUUAUUCAUAUGGCCAUAGUCUAGGAAGUUCCCUUUUAAGGUACAUAUAUCACCAUACUAAACUUUUUUAUGCUAUGGUGGCUAAGGGUGAUGCUUAUCUACCCUUGCAGUGCACAACAACUUUAUGGCCUUUUUCCAGUUAAAUCACAGAAGUUAAAACCUCUCAGAGUUAUUAUUGAUUACAAAGGAGCGUACUUCUUUUAGUUUCAGGUUUUUAAAUCUUUCUGUCGUCAAAGAAGACUGGAAGAUGAAUUUGCUUUUUAUCGUGGUUCUUAAUAUCCUGGCUGUGGGUUAUGCUACGCCGGACCAUGAAGAAGGAUUGGAAGUUGAGGAUCCUGCAAUCCGAGGAUGGCGUAAAGGUGAUCACACAAAAGGGGUCCAAAGGCUACUCCUACAAGGAAACUUUGAAGUUUAAGCGUUCUGAAACUGAAAGAAACGCAACUAAAACUAAUAUUCGUUGGUAGAUAGUUACAACUAACAGUGACGGAAAAAUUUUUAGCUGGUCUUUAGCUCAAAAUUUGGCAUCUCGGCCCAACAUCACAGUUCUUUGGCGACACUUAGCUGGAGUUUUUAACGACACAGGUCUUGAUGAAACGAGCCAAUUGACCAGGAAAAGAAAAAAAUGGACAAGAGACAGUUUUAUGAAAAUGUAAUCACAGAAGUUUGCCAAAAUGUUUCAGAAUAAUAAAUGAGGGUCUCAAUGGUGUUAACCGUCAGACGUCAAACGGCCUAAAAUUUAACCGUCAACCGUCAGAAAAGGUUAAUUUUUUACCUUCAACCGUCAAAAAUACAGAGUAAAACAAACCGUCCAAACGUUUCAAGGUGCCUUAAAAUUCCGAAAAUAAGCCCCUCCAUGUAUAAGCCACUCCAAAUAUAAGCCCCCCAAACCGAUAAAGCAAAAACCCUCUGUUAAAUCGCUCCUCCAAAUAUAAGCCCCCCGGGCGGCUUGUACUUGGAAAAUUGCCCUCAAAUACAAAGUAAAACAAAGCAAAAACGAUAAAUUUUCUUCCAACUGUAAGACUAGCCCUAUAGAUUUUGAAACGCAAAUUUCCCUCCUUAGAUAAACUCCUCCGGAUAUAAGCCCCUCCAAAAAUAAGGCCCACAAAAAGGGCCUUUGAAAUGAUAAGCCCCGGGGCUUAUUUUCGGAAUUUUACGGUAUUUCAAAUCUCACUAUUUCAGCUAAUCUUUACGAACUUCUGGGUCCCGAUAAAUCUCUUAACUGUGAAAACCGAGCCCCGAUUUUGCUUUAAAAUCCCGGAUCCUGAGGGUUAUUUUUGGCAUCCCGCCUCCAGCCCAUACUUUCAAUCCCGUGAUCCCGACCCAAAAUUUCGUGCAAUCCCGUAAUCCCGAGGGUUAUUUUUGGCAUCCUACCUCAUGGACAUACUUCCAAUCCCGAAUCCCGAAAAAAACAAUUGGGGACCCUCUCUAGAGGCAUUACAACACCUUACAACUUGCUUAUAUCUAAAAACGUUUCGAAGCGGUUGUGUGUGAAAGGCCAAGGCAACCUCCAAAACACGACAGUUAAUAAAAUGAGUACAAAAGUUCUUGUUUACUGAAACUCUUGGGCUAAAUUUCCAUUAAAUAACUGUAAAAUGUCAAAAGCUCUUAAAUUUAACCGUCAACCGUCAAAAUUGGAAAAAUAACCGUCAGCAGUCAAAGCUACCACCCCACUGAGACCUCAGAAGUAGCUGAAGAGCUGCUGACGUGGAAGGGUUCGGUUCCCAGUCUGUGUAGGUACCGAGGCACAGAUUACGCACAACAAAAGAAACAAUAUAGCCAAACAAUAAAGCCCUGAGGAGAACUCUAUUGUUUGGGUUCUUUGAUUCCUUUGUGAUGACGGUACCUGCAGAAAGACCCAGUGCAUGGUUCUGUCUCCCGAAAGUGUUUUGAAAAAUCGAAUAAAAAACCUUGGUAGUAGACACAGUCCACUCUUCUCUAGGCUCCUUCCUCCCAAGGUAGGUGUAAGACACUAAUUUAUUAUUUUACAGGCAUGCGCAAUACCUGUGUGAGACUGAACCAAGGGGCCAAGUGCAUCAAAAGAGGUUCACCCUGUCCAAGUGGUACUGAAGCGUGCUGUGAUAAGUUCUCCUGUUGGAGGAGAAACAGAAGAUGCUGCUGCCCGAAACCUGAAACGACGACUGAGCCGACGACUGAGCGAACGACUGAGCUGACGAUUAUGCCGACGACUGCGCCGAAAGGUAAAUUAAGGCCUGGUUCUAUAUAGUAAUGAUAAUUGAUAAUGUGUCUUUAUUGUUCAUUAGAUAAAAAUACGUAUCUAAUUAAAUUUACAAGAAAAACAAGAGAGAAUGAUUAAAAAGUUCAGAUGAAUACAGUAGAACAAGGAAGUAUAAAAAGAUUUAAAAUGUUAAAAAAAUAUACAUAUCACUAUACAUAGAAUUAUCAUAAAACAUCGUAUUUAAAAACUAAUCUAUUUACAUACGUAUUUUUUUAAACGUUCGGCAUUUACCUUGGGCCUAUGGUAGCCUGAGAUCAUGCCCUCUCCCUAUUAUCCCUUUAUGUCUUUUUUUUUUUCCCUCUCGAGCCAAAGAACCAAAAAAAAAAACGCCUGAUCUCAGGUUAGGCCUAUGGUAGCCUUUACGUCUUAGGUCGUACUUUUAGGUUAAAUCGAUCUUCUCUUGUGUUAUUAUCACUUGUGUUUCUUAAUAAGCUCAUUUUACAAGAAUCAAAGUUAAAGGUAUCUGAGAGGAAUAGCGAAUGGAAAAAUAAACCAAAAUAGGAAAACUGAAGAAACGAAUCUUCGUGGCGAUCAGUUGCCAUGGAUAUCAGCUGAUUUGCUGGGUGAAAUUUCGCACCGAAACAAAUUAUUCAAGCGCCACAAGCGACAUCCUGCCUCUACUUCUUGGGAUGAUUACAAACGGCAACGUAACAAGGUUACUUCGCUAAAGCGUAACGCUUUGAAAAUGCUCCGCUGUGACACUUGCUUGAGUGCUAAACAUCCGGGCGAAUUUUGGAGAAAAAUGAAGCCCCUUCUGGUAACUAGUUCUGGUAAAAACAUACAAGGCGUCAUCCUCGUUGACGGCAGUAGUGUUGUUUCCGACUCUAGGUGUGUAGCCGAAGUCUUUAGUGAUUACUUUACCAAUAAUAUUCAGGUAGAGCAUAGAUCUGACAAUGACUAGACUGACCAUCCUAGUAUUAAGGCAUUAAGCAACCGACGUUUCUCAAGCGAGUUUAAUUACUCCCUAGUUAGUACUUCAUAUGUCCGUAACCUUUUGGACUACCUUGAAUCCGAGAAAGACAGUUGGGGUAGAUGUCAUUUCACCACGACUCUUGCGUUUGGGAUCCUCAGUUCUUGCAGAAGGGGUGACUAAUUUGAUCAGUUUCUGUAUACUGAAUCGCUCUUUGCCGUCUGGAAACAAGACCGCCUCACUCCUGUCUUAAAACGGGGGAUUGACACAGACAAAGCAAACUACCGCCAUGUCUCAAUAUAAGGGAGCUUUAGCAAUGACGACGGCGACAGCAGAGAGAACGUCACAAAAGCAAAAGGUGCAAAAGGUUUGAUUAGCAAAACAACAACUUUGCACAUGCAUCACGCUUUUUUGUACAUUUCUUUGCGGUCACUGCAAGACUACGGCGUGAAAAUCCCUAAUUUCACCUUUUAUGGAGGACGUACUAUGACAAGCGACAACGAAUUUUUUUUCCCUUUCAAAACUUGAGUGUGGUCCCCAAGAAAUUAACUCCAGGGAAAUUCUCCUACAUUUGACAUUUUCAGGAAAUUGGAAUAAGCGCGACAAAAUUUGAAAAAGCGCGAAUUCAUUUCAAAAGUGACGUUUUCGCUGCCGUCGCCGUCGACAAUGCUAAAGCUUUCUAUUAACGUCGCUAUCGAAGGUGUUUGAGAAAGUUAUUUAUGACCAUAACGUUUUGUCCCCCAACUUAUCUGGAAUUAUGAAAACCCAUUCUUGCUGCACUGCACCGCUAAAAAUGACUGAAGAUUGGAGGAACAUUAUUGAUAGGAGGGAAGCUGUAGGGGCGCUCGCUGUAGACUUCAGCAAAGCGUUUGACGCAAGAAACCACCGCCUUCUGCCCGCGAAAUUGAAGACCUAA
This is a messenger RNA of Porites evermanni, 13895 nucleotides long. NCBI's taxonomy places the organism in Eukaryota, Metazoa, Cnidaria, Anthozoa, Scleractinia, Poritidae. The record is from the annotation of a GenBank genome assembly.